Molecule: messenger RNA, 1116 nt
Organism: Alnus glutinosa
Lineage: Eukaryota; Viridiplantae; Streptophyta; Magnoliopsida; Fagales; Betulaceae
Product: chlorophyll a-b binding protein, chloroplastic
Exons: 4
Coding region: 105-917 (270 amino acids)
Biological process (GO): response to light stimulus; photosynthesis, light harvesting in photosystem I
Cellular component (GO): membrane
Source: RefSeq, a predicted model, not a curated record
UAAAAGAUAAGCCCCUGCUUACAUUAACAGAUUUGCAAGUAUUUGCUUUCCAUACACCAAUCACAGGCUCACUACUGAAGAAAAAUCUAGUCUGAAAGGCUGAAAUGGCUUCUGCUUGUGCUUCCUCUGCCAUUGCAGCUGUGGCCAUCUCUUCCCCCAGUUCCCAAAAGAGUGGAUGUGUAGUGGGUGCAACAAAAGCUUCUUUCCUUCGUGGGAGGAAACUGAGAGUGAGAAACUAUACAGCACCCACCGGAACCCGUUCUCUUUCGGUGUGUGCCGCGGUGGCUGAUCCUGAUAGGCCACUCUGGUUCCCAGGCAGCACCCCUCCUCCAUGGCUUGAUGGCAGCCUCCCUGGAGACUUUGGUUUCGAUCCUUUGGGUCUUGGAUCUGAUCCUGAGACCCUGAGAUGGAACGUACAAUCAGAGCUUGUGCACUGCAGAUGGGCAAUGUUAGGAGCCGCGGGUAUUUUCAUUCCAGAGUUGCUAACAAAGAUUGGCAUCCUCAACACCCCUUCAUGGUACACUGCCGGAGAGCUGGAAUACUUCACUGACACGACCACACUCUUCGUUAUCGAGCUAAUCUUAAUCGGCUGGGCGGAGGGAAGACGGUGGGCUGACAUCCUAAAGCCAGGGUCCGUAAACACCGACCCCAUCUUCCCCAACAACAAGCUCACAGGGACAGACGUUGGCUAUCCUGGAGGCCUUUGGUUCGACCCACUUGGCUGGGGAAGUGGUUCUCCUGAGAAGAUCAAGGAGUUGAGGACAAAAGAGAUCAAGAAUGGGCGUUUGGCAAUGUUGGCCGUGAUAGGUGCGUGGUUCCAACACAUAUACACAGGCACAGGCCCCAUUGACAACCUUUUUGCCCACCUUGCUGACCCUGGCCAUGCCACCAUUUUUAAUGCUUUCACCCCCAAGUGAAGAACACUGUUACUUGCUGUCGAUCAAUGAUUACAAGUAUGGGAGUGAGAUUGGGCGGACGUCUUUUCCUAGGAAGGCAGCUUAAAAGAUGUGUGUUUUCAGAAGGAAUGUUUGUACCAAUGGAACUUGUGUUUGUGUCUUUGUUUAUGUCUUCUAGAGAAUGCUCAUGCAUUAAUGUACAAAUGCCUCUUUUAACUUA